Messenger RNA from Ustilaginoidea virens, 249 nucleotides. RefSeq lists its product as uncharacterized. Lineage: Eukaryota; Fungi; Ascomycota; Sordariomycetes; Hypocreales; Clavicipitaceae. The record is from RefSeq and is a predicted model, not a curated record. Bases 1 to 249 code for a protein of 82 amino acids. The transcript is spliced from 2 exons.
AUGAAGUUUUUCCUUCCCAGUGUUGCUCUCGCAGCUCUAGCUGCCGCCUCGCCUACUGGCUCCGACGGCUGCAAGCCAGCUACCUACCGCUGUGACCAUCACACCCAGACUGGCCAGCCGGGCUGGGAUGUCUGCAACACCAGCGGACAGUGGGUGUUUGCUGGGUACUGCCCACCGAAAACUAUUUGCAAGUUCGACCGCCAGAAUGGCAGCCCCUACUGCGUGCCUCCCGGCUUCCAAAUCCCUUAG